This is a messenger RNA of Drosophila ficusphila, 577 nucleotides long. RefSeq names its product trissin (gene Trissin). The coding region runs from base 93 to 416 and encodes 107 amino acids. The transcript has 3 exons. The record is from RefSeq and is a predicted model, not a curated record. NCBI's taxonomy places the organism in Eukaryota, Metazoa, Arthropoda, Insecta, Diptera, Drosophilidae.
UUUCAGUUGCGAUUUAUCUGGGAUACGGAACAGGACUCCAUUGAAAGAUCUUACUUAUGAGAGGCUCAGCAUUUUGAGCAGACUGCCGACCAAUGACUAAGACCACAAUGCAUUGGCUGGCUCACUUCCAGAUUAUAUUGCUAUGCAUUUGGUUGAUGUGCCCCAGUUCGAAGGCCAUAAAAUGCGACACUUGUGGCAAGGAGUGUGCCAGCGCCUGUGGCACCAAGCACUUUCGGACCUGUUGCUUUAACUACCUUCGCAAACGUUCCUAUCCGGAUGCACUGCGUCAGAGCUCGGAUCGCAGGCUCAUCGACUUCAUCCUGCUGCAAGGACGAGCCCUCUUCACCCAGGAAUUGCGCGAGAGACGCCACAAUGGCACUUUGAUAGACCUCGGCUUGAACACCUACUACCGCUAAAACCACUCCUAAUAACUCAAUCUACGCUGAUACUGACACUGACUUUGAUUCCGACUCCUGAUUUAUGUGAUCCAAUGGCAAAAGGUUGAAAUGUUUGAAAUGUUAAUUUUCCAAUAAAGGCACUAACUUCUUUGGGGCACUGUGCUUGAUGAAGCAGCUAA